AUGGCAUCUACUCCUUCACAGGAGCUGGUCAAGCAAUCGCCUGGCCAGCUUAUGCCUCCUCCACCACCUCCGAAGCGAAUCAAACGCCCCGCAACUGUCCUUGAUGAAGACAUCUACAGCAACGCUUUGUCCCACAUUAUCGCCCGCGACUUCUUUCCGGGCCUGCUCGAGACACAGAUCAAACAAGAGUACUUGGAAGCACUUGAAUCGAAGGACAAAGCAUGGAUUGCAAGCUCCAAAAAGAAGUUAGCAGGCGUCAUGCGCACGCCCACCCCGGGGUCGAAUGCAAGACGAAAGUCAGCAUCGGUUCCGAGCACACCACAGCAUUUCCCGGCGGGACGACCGGGUGACACCCCACAUGGCUGGGGAGGUGACACUCCCAUGUCCGUCGCAUCCGCUUCCACGGCGGCAACUGAAACAGAAGACCGGCAUAUUCCCGAUGUAUCGAAUAUGGGACUGGUCGCGUUCCAGGAAAAGUACACCAGCGAAGACAACGAGUCUUUCAACAAAGUCCUGGACAAGCAAAAUAAAAAGCGACGGGAUAAACAUGCCUGGCUUUGGAACGGGAAUAAGAUUCCCUCCGCUCGGCAAAUCGCACACCACCAACAAGAAGUCAAGCGCAUCACAGCUCAAGGUGGAAAUCCACAAAUGGGCCUUAUCAAACGAGAAGAGAAUGUCCAGCCCGCCAUAAAAACCGACCUGGAUGCCCGCCCCGCAAAUCCAGACACGUGGAAAAGCCGCCCAGACAACACCCUUAUGUUCCUCCCCUCCUCGGUGGAGGAUACCCACGAGACGCUCGCGCAGAAGGCAGAAAUGACAUCCCGAGCAGCCCCCAAGCGAACCCUCUACCAAAAUACCAGACUUCUAGACCCGCAUGCCGCGGCAGCAGCGGAUGCCGCCAGCGCCGUUCCCCCUUCACCCUCAAUAUCCGCCAUCCAAGAUGCCAUCGCCGGCCGACCGCAUCUCAGCGAGUCCGAAGCCGCAUCCGCCUUCGCAGGUAGCGAAACCCCGAGGGUGAACGGCUACGCCUUCGUCGAUGAGGACGAGCCGGAGCCUGAAUUCACAUAUGGCUCGAGUUCCAAAACCGACGACAUGGAAAUCGACUGGCGCCUCCUCGGACCGACCUCUGAAAACCCAAAUCCCUUCCAACUUGGCGAGACUCGCAAGCGUGAAGCCCUGCAUCACCGUAUGGUCGAUCGCAUGGCACGGAACAAGCGUGCUGAGAAGGCCGCCCGUGUUACGAAGACGCCUGUCUCGUUGACGCCGCGAUUCGCUAGUAGUCCUCGUUUGGACUUUGGAUCUCGGUCUACGCCUCUGGCUGGGUCUACGCCUGGGGUUGGGUCUAGUAGGGGCUCUGUCUAUGGUGGAGGGCAUUCCCAAGGAAAGAUGCUUACGCCUGCAGCGCAGAAGCUGUUGCAGCAGGUGGGGACGCCGAGGUCGGGAGAGAGGAAAUCUGGACUGGGGAAUGUUUGGACGACUACACCAAAGCGAACGCCUACACCGAGGCGAAAGUGA
Molecule: messenger RNA, 1515 nt
Organism: Penicillium crustosum
Lineage: Eukaryota; Fungi; Ascomycota; Eurotiomycetes; Eurotiales; Aspergillaceae
Product: splicing factor ESS-2 family protein
Exons: 1
Coding region: 1-1515 (504 amino acids)
Cellular component (GO): catalytic step 2 spliceosome
Source: RefSeq, a predicted model, not a curated record